Messenger RNA from Caenorhabditis angaria, 3281 nucleotides. The record is from the annotation of a GenBank genome assembly. Lineage: Eukaryota; Metazoa; Nematoda; Chromadorea; Rhabditida; Rhabditidae.
AUGUACCAUCUCGACGACGACUAUUUUCAAAGAUUCAAUCAGCCAAGCUCGUCGUCUGUCCAGUUUCCAUCAGAAUCGUUGAGAUUCGGUGGUUCGACAACAUUUGACGAUUCCGGCUCGACAACCCGUUUUCGCUCACAAUCUGCCGAUAAUCGGCGAGCCGCAUUUCAACAGCAACCUAGAACAUAUUCAGAGGAUAAUUCAGAGUGGUCUGGUGUCCCUUUGAAAUCUGCCGAAAUCAACUUCCCAUCGCAGCAAAGACGUCCAGCAUCGACGACUCCUUGGACACAUUCAGAAUAUCAUUUAUCUCUACCUGCUCAAAAUUUUUCGGAACAUUUACGUGAAAGAUCUCCAGCUAGUGGAUCAGCGUUAUUGGAUUUAUUAUCUCGAUAUCCAUCUGCUCAAAAUUCCGUGCAAACCAGUAUCGAAAGACCAACAAAAACCUAUUCUUAUCAGCAAUCAAAUACAACAUUUCCAGUUAUUGAAUAUUCGGUGAGAUCUGAAGAACCUGCAGUUUAUCAAAACAUCCCAAAUCAACAUCAAUAUCAACGUAUUCAAACCACGUUCACUUCAAACGGCCCAGUUACCUCAACAUUACCUCGCGAAUAUUCAUCGAAUCGCAACAACUCAACAAAUACACUUGGUGGUCCUCAACAGGCGCUCUCCUCAUCUAUCUCUCAAUUUUCAUCAUCUUCUUCUUCUGCUCCAGCACCUUCCCCGUUCGAUUUUUACAAUCAACGCCAGCAAAGUGAUCAGCUUGAAUUGCUUGCCGCGCGAUUACUUGAUGAUAAUAUGAGUCGGAGCACUUCCGAAUGGACUAAAUCUUUUGAACAAUUGCAGAAUCGAUUUCAGAAUGUGAAUAAUCAUUCAAAUCAAGAGGAUAUGAACUAUGCAACAUCCGGUUCUAUGACUUUGCCGCGUCGAUCAACACAACCAAUUUCAAAAUCUUCAAGCAAUUAUGAAGUAAAUGCUUCUCUUUUGGGAAGAGCAGUUGAACGCCGAGCUGCAGAAGCGCCAGAACCAAGAAGAUCUGGAGCACUCGACAACUUCUGGAAUCAAACAAUUAGUUCUAGACCAUCAUCUCCUACAAUUCAACGAAUCCCUUCAAGUUUAACAGCCGCUGAGCGUUUACAAAUGCUUCAAGAACCAAUAGAUUCAGAGAAGCGGUAUCCUCCUCAAAGAAUUGGUAGUGGCUCAGCCAUUGCUGCUCGCAAGGCCGAACUAAUGCGAGAGAAUUCAGAGAUGACUAAUCGAAUUGAAGAACGGAUUCGGAGCCCAUUGAAUCCGUCGUUCCCAACAAAUUCUUUCCUCAAUUUCCAUGAUUUGGAUAAUGCUGUUAAUGAAUUGAGCCGCGCUGUGAAACAACAGACAAAUUUUGACACUGGGAGAAGGCUUGGUGGUUGUGCAAGAUUUCCAACCGGUGAACAUGCUUUCAGUCCACCUCCAGUUCUUCCACAAAAACAAAAUCAUAUUCUUCAUCGGAAAUUGCAUUCUCCUUCUCCAACAGAUGAAAAUAGUGAUAGUUCUUCAAUUUAUCAAAUUCCAACAGGACUUCCUCAUCCAAAACCUAAACAUAAUGUUAAAGAGCAAUUAUAUCUUGCUGGAAUUCAGUCUCCAAAUUAUCAAGUUGCUCGCACAAUGUAUCGGAAUGGCCCAAAUUUCCCAGUACCUUCUACCGGAAGUGUGGCAUCAAGAAUCACUGAAUUUGAAAAACGUCCAGGCACCCCAACAAUUCAAUUAGCAUCAGCGAUCAAAUAUCAAGAAGCAAUUCCAACAACUGUUAUUUCUGCAAACUCCACAGUUCAAACAAAUGGAAAUAUGAGUCCAAGAAGUGCAGUUUUUCGAGCAAAACCAGUGAUUCAUGUUGACCUCGGGGUUUCAAAUAAUCAUUAUCAACAGCCGUCGCCACCAAUUCGACAUAUACAAGUGCACACUGUACAACAACAUCCACAACAUCCUAUUCGACAGUUUGAUUCAUCAACGCAUUCGAUUUUCGACUUCAAAUCAAAUGUGAGUGUGGGACCUUUUUUCAGGGAGGGGGGUGGAGCUUUUUCUAUUGUGAAAAUUUUCCAGCAACAAAAAAUAAUAUACUUGUAAGCCAAGUUAUAGAGCUGCAGAGUUUGAAACGUUGUUCCAAAAUCUGAUCACAGUUAUUGUACUCUGAUCGCUAACUUCAGAACCCUAUAAUUUGGCUCACAAAUCUAAUCAUUGCGAUCCUAUAAUUUUCUGGAUAAUUUCGCCCAUCUACAAUUUGCUGUUGGGAAAUUUUCACAAAUCUUCCUUUUUUUCAUAAAAAGUUGGGGUCCAAAAAAAGAUAAAAAUCAGUCAUAAAUAUACAUUGUAAAGAGGUUAAUUGUGCUGUGUUGUUAUUUUUUGUUUUUUUUUCUUGAAAAAUCGGUCUGUUUUUUUCUUACUUUUUUUCUGACAUCUGUUGAUCAAAAAGAGGUUUUUAUACUAGUUGAAUCGACUGUUCUUUUUUCAUUUAUAUAUAUAUUUCUAUGUACAAAUGUUAUCGUUUUUUGAGGUUAGUUCUAUUUUUCCAAAUUAUUUUCGAAAAAAACCAAAAGGAAAACUUGGCUGUAAUUUGACACUGUUUCCUUUUCCAUUUUCUUUUUUUCUGGAAAAAAAACACAAAGAAUUUUCAAAAUAUCUAAUUUUUCUCUAUUCCAUUUUCCUCUCGAAUUGAAUCUUCUUUUUUUGACCUCAUAAAAAUCGGAACGCUUGCACAUUCAAAUAAAAACAACUGAUAUGAACUUGGAGGAUUUUUUUUUCGGCAGAUCAAAUCACAGAAAAAAUCUCUCUGUUUGAUUUCCGACAGCAUGUUAGUGGCAGGUAGUAGGAAAACAUAUUUUUACCAGAAAGUUUUUGAGUUAGUUUUUUUUUUCUUGCAUUUUCUCUAAUUUCCUCCAAUCUCUGAAAAAUUGAAAAAUUCUAGUUACAUUUUUUACCGCUAAUUUUGUUGAAUCUGAAAAUUUCGGUUAUUUUUGAGAUAAUUUUCGAUUUUUAAAUAGUUUUUCUAAUUACAGGGUUUUUCAGUUUGAGAAAAUAUGCGUUUGAAAAUUACGUUUGAUUUUUUUUUACUAUUUCUACAUUUUCCAGUACUUUCAAAGAAAAACUAUGCAUUUAUUUGAGAAAUAAUAAUUUCGGAUUUUUAAUUUUUUGAGGUUGUUUCACUUUCCUAAUGAUCCCUAAUGUUCUCAAAGUAGGCAGAACAAAAAGCACCCGAAAUCCGCAAUAAAACAUCAGCAUUGAGUUUUUAUGACGAUUGUAUAUACAUUUGA